AUGGGAAGGGACUCCUCGAUGCUACAGCGUCGCACCGAGGCCGGCACAGCCAAGGCAAGCCGGCGAGAACGUGUGGAUGAGAAGGAGGAAGAGGAGGAGGAGGAGGAGGAGGAGAGGAGGGGGGGAGGCAAAAAUCGCACCUUGGGCACCUCCUGCACGCCACUGGUCUGGGAGCGUGCCUGGAACCUGACGCGGCAUCCAGCCGCCCGAAGUUCGAUUGUCGCCGGCGCCAGCCGGCACCCAGUCUGUGCAUUCGAUCUGUCGAACAGAGGCGGCUGCAUGGUCGACGUCUGCUCGGACAAAGGUAUAGGUGGAGUAGGAAGAGGAAGGGGACACCAGAGACAUCUCGUGUGA
This is a messenger RNA of Prorocentrum cordatum, 354 nucleotides long. Lineage: Eukaryota; Dinophyceae; Prorocentrales; Prorocentraceae. The record is from the annotation of a GenBank genome assembly.